This is a messenger RNA of Acanthamoeba castellanii str. Neff, 1107 nucleotides long. Its product is annotated as papain family cysteine protease subfamily protein. The coding region runs from base 1 to 1107 and encodes 368 amino acids. Gene Ontology annotation, molecular function: cysteine-type endopeptidase activity. Lineage: Eukaryota; Discosea; Longamoebia; Acanthamoebidae. The record is from RefSeq and is a predicted model, not a curated record. The transcript is spliced from 4 exons. Gene Ontology annotation, cellular component: lysosome.
AUGAAGAUGAACAAGAUGACGACGACGGCGAUGUUGAUGGCGGCGGCCUGCGUGGUGCUGUGCCUGGCGACCCUGGGAUCGGCCAUCAGCCCGCGCUUCGACGAGCGGGGCUACACGCUGCUGGCCGACACCCACGCCGCCCGAUCCGAGUUCAACGCGUGGGCGCGCCAGAACGGGCGCAGCUACGCGGCCCAGGAGUUCGGCUACCGCUACAACGUGUGGCGCGACAACGCGGCCUACGUCGAACACUUCAACGCCAACGCCAACGCCUCGUUCACGGUGGGCCUCAACGACCUGGCCGACAUGACCCUCGACGAGGUGGCCCGCGUCUACACCGGCCUCGCGCCCGCGGCCAACCCCUUCACCGACGCCUCGUCGCCCGCUGCGCCUGUCGUCGACGACGAGACCGAGCUCGAGCGUGUGGCGCGUCAGCUGCCGGCCAGCUACGACUGGAGGAACGCGGGGGCGGUGACGCCGGUCAAGAACCAGGGCUCGUGCGGGGCCUGCUACACGUUUUCGGCCAACGCCGCCAUCGAGGGCAUGUACAAGAUCGCCGCGGGCCAGCUCACCUCCCUCUCCGAACAGAUGCUCCUGGACUGUGCGCAGGGAACGGGCAACCUGGGAUGCAACGGAGGCAACAUGGAGAUCACCUACUCGUGGAUCCUCAACAACGGCGGCGGCGUCAACACCCUGGCGUCCUACCCGUGGUCCGGCUUCCGCAGCACCUGCCGCUACUCGGCCAGCAACAACGGCGCCGUCAUCAAGGCCUAUCGUCGUGCGACGAGCGGCAGUGAGGCGGGUCUGCUGACGCUGGCCUCGCGCGGUCCCGUGUCGGUGGGCAUCAACGCCUCGCCGCGCUCCUUCACCUACUACCGCAGCGGCACGCUCAUCGACUCGUCGUGCACGGCGGCCGGCAUGAACCACGCCGUGACCGUCGUCGGCUGGGGCACCGAUGCCAGCGGCAACCCCUACUGGCUCAUCAAGAACUCCUGGGGCACCUCUUGGGGUCUGUCCGGCUAUGCGCAGAUCGGGCGGAACAGCGGCAACAUGUGCGGCAUCGCGACGAUGGCCUCGCAGCCCUGCUUCAAGGCCGAUUGCUCCCAGUAA